CGGCUCCUAAUGCCGCUUUAACUAGAAUACGUCAGAGCCAACAUGGCGCCCAUGGUUAGCUUGAGAAGAGGCAGUUGGGAGGGAUAAGUAGAUAUCCAAUGAAAAAGAGAACGGGGUGAAAAGACGGAGGAAGUAACAUUCAUAAGCCUGCAAACAACUGGAAGUUGUAUUAUCAACAUAUAUCAGCAUUUGCAGCCACCAAGUAACGUCGAAAAACAAGUGCUAGCUAUGCGCCUGUUUUAAAUGAUCGGCUAACGCAACUAACUAAAACAUCUCCACAGAGAAAUCGGACAGACUGCAGCGUAUGAAAUUAGCAACCUCAGCAUGACUCAGUGGGAGAGACUGAGGCAGCUGCCCGCUGUGUACACACAGCAGUUACACGAGCUCUAUGACAGGGAUGCUUUGCCAAUGGAUGUUCGGCACUACCUGUCUGCCUGGAUAGAGAAGCAGGAGUGGCAACGAGCAGCACGGGACCAGGACUUUGCCAUGGUGCUGUUCCAAGUCCUGUUGGAGAAUCUGGAUAUCCAGCACAGUCGCUUUGUACAAGAGGAGUCAUUCUUAAUGCAGCACAACAUUAGACGCUAUAAACAUAACUUUCAGAGGUACCAGGAUGACCCGAUGACUUUGGCAAGCACAAUCUUGUGGUUCUUAGAAAAAGAGAAGGAAAUCUUGCAGACUGCUGAUCUGGCUGAGCAGGUCCAGUUUUUGCAUGUAGAACAGGAAGCUAUGGAGACGAGCAGCCAGCAGGACCUUGAACGUAAAAUGGCCGGCCUCAAGAAUGAAGUGCAGUGUAUGGAACAUACAAUGAUAUGUCUGGAGGAGCAGCAAGAUGAGUUUGAUUUUAAAUACCAAACCCACACGAUGGAAGCGAGGGGAGAAGAGGCCGAUAAGAACCAACAAAUGAAAGUUCUUCAGUUACUUGUCAACAGACUGAACGACUGUAGAAAGAGCACAUUGUCAGACCUGAACAAGCUCCUGGACAGGAUUGAUGACUUGACCGACACUUUGGUGAAGAAAGAGCUGGUGGAGUGGCAGAGGAGGCAGCAGAAAGCCUGUAUUGGAGCUCCAGACAAUGUUUGCCUGGAUCAACUAGAGAAAUGGUUCACCUGUGUGGCAGUGUGUCUGUUCCAGGUGCGCGAGUUUAUUUGUAAGCUGGAGGAGCUGGUAGGAAAGGUGUCCUAUGACAACGACCCUGUGAAGAUCCAAAGACCAGCUCUGCAGAAGAGAGCAGAUACUCUUCUGAAAAACUUAAUCAAAAGUGCCUUCGUGGUUGAGACUCAGCCAUCCAUGCCUCAGGGGAAAGGCCCACUGGUUCUCCGCACAAAUGUCCAGUUCUCUGUUAAGACCAGAUUGCUUGUCAAGUUUCUUGAGCUGAACCACUCCAUGAAAGUAAAUGUAUCCAUGGACAGGGAAGCACCUCAGAUCAAAGGAUAUCGACGUUUUAAUGUCCUGGGGACCAAAAGCAAGGCGUUGAACAUGACAGAGAGCCAGAGCGGAGGCAUGGUAGCAGACUUCAGACAUCUAACUCUGAAGGAGCAGAAGUGUGGAAGUGGCGGCAAAGGAGUCAGUGAUAUUUCUCUGAGUGUUACAGAGGAGCUGCACAUCAUCUACUUCGACACUGUGUUUGAACUGAAAGGCUUGUCAGUUGAGUUGCAGGCCUCCUCCCUCCCAGUGACCAUCAUCUCCAACUCCAGCCAGCAGCAGAGCGCCUGGGCCUCUGUGCUCUGGUUCAACAUGAUCAGUCAGGACACCAAAGACGUUAAGUUCUUUGCCAACUCUCCUGCUGCCACUUGGCCACAAUUUAGAGAGAUGCUGAGCUGGCAGUUUCUCUUUGCCACCAAACGUAGUCUGAAUGAUGAUCAGCUGGAAAUGAUUGCACAUAGACUCUUUGGAAAGCAGCAGAACUAUGACACCUGCAAAGUAGCUUGGUCCAAAUUUAGCAAGGAAAACACUCCUGACACUUUCUGGGUGUGGUUUGAUGGCAUCUUGGUGAUGGUGAAAACAUAUCUUGAAGACCUGUGGAGGGAUGGCCUCAUUAUGGGUUUCGUGAGCAAAGGCAAAGAGAAGUCCCUCCUGAAGAAAAAACAGAGAGGCACGUUCUUGUUGCGCUUCAGUGAAAGUGUCAUCGGAGGUAUCACCUUCUCCUGGGUGGACACCACCGCGACUGGUGAGCCUGAAGUAAAGACGGUCCAGCCCUUCACCAAAGUUGACCUUUGCCAGAUUCCCUUCCAUGAAAUCAUCAGGAAUUACCAGAUCUUAGAAGCUGAAAAUGUCCCAGAAAAUCCGCUACUUUAUUUAUAUCCCAACACCCCGAAAAAUGAGGCUUUCCAAAAAUACUACACUGGCAAAAGCGGAGCUGACAGUCCUUACAUAAAGUACAUCAAAACUAAGCUGAUGUUUGUGUCGAAGGAGAACACACCGGGGGCUAAGUCACCCAUGUCCUCUGACAUGGCACAGGGUGAAGGCCUGGAGCCAAACAAUGGCCCGUGUGGAGAGUCAGCUGAACAAAACGGCGAUCCUCAUCCUCUAGAGUCGUCUCUGGAAACGUAUCGUCCUGAUCCCAUGCUGUCUGGCUCGGUUUCAAACCCAGAGGACGAUUUACUGAUGUACCUCAACAACCCCAACCUCUUUGAUGACUCUGACAUCUUGCAAGAUGACCAAAUGCUGCCUGAUUUCAGUCUUCAAGCCUUUCAUUUGCCCGCCCAACAAUCCUGUGGAAGCAUCUUCAAUUAAGCAUCUGUUGUGUUAUUAACCAAACCACUAUAUCUCGCUCAUUGUCAGCUUUACUCUUAGCUUCUUACAUUACAACAUACGUGUCCUAAAAUUGUGGCGUACUUAGCAAACCCAGCACUGAUAUAAUAGUUUGCUUUGAAUACUGUUUUCAUGUGAAAUACUACUCUACUAAUCCUGACAGCGAAUAUUUAUGAAGAACUUUUGUUACCAGCAUUUGAAUACCGAUGUUAACUUUCAUUAUAAUUCCAAUUUAUUCUGCUGUCAUAUCGUUGAACAUGAUUCAGUGAGACUAUUUGAAGACGUGAAAGAGAUAAUUGAAUGAGCUGGACUCAUAUCCACUCCAUUAGAGUCCCAGACACCUGUAUUAGACCCCUUAACUCUCAUGCAUUUUAAACUCUUUUUUUAAAAAUAUGAAACAAUUAGCAUUUGGAGGCCCUGGAUUUUUUGGUCCAGACGUCUAAGGAUUGUUAUAAAUCUGUCUUUUUAAGUUGGUGGGAAAAUGAUUAUAUGAGGUAUUGUAUAGUAGAAUGUCGAGACUGCACAUAAUUUAUUAUUACUUGUUCCUCACUGGUAUGUUCAGCUUGUGAUCCAUUAUACUGAAACAUAGCACUUCUGCCGUUUAUAUACUUUUGCGUUUAUCUGUUCAUUCAAAUCAAAAUGAAUUGUUAUCAUCAAUAAAUGUGAUAUGACUGUU
Molecule: messenger RNA, 3427 nt
Organism: Thunnus maccoyii (southern bluefin tuna)
Lineage: Eukaryota; Metazoa; Chordata; Actinopteri; Scombriformes; Scombridae
Gene: stat2
Product: signal transducer and activator of transcription 2
Exons: 24
Coding region: 325-2733 (802 amino acids)
Biological process (GO): regulation of cell population proliferation; response to peptide hormone; cell surface receptor signaling pathway via JAK-STAT
Molecular function (GO): RNA polymerase II cis-regulatory region sequence-specific DNA binding; DNA-binding transcription factor activity, RNA polymerase II-specific
Source: RefSeq, a predicted model, not a curated record